Messenger RNA from Solanum stenotomum, 432 nucleotides. Its product is annotated as mannan endo-1,4-beta-mannosidase 1-like. The transcript has 2 exons. Gene Ontology annotation, molecular function: hydrolase activity, hydrolyzing O-glycosyl compounds. Bases 1 to 432 code for a protein of 143 amino acids. Lineage: Eukaryota; Viridiplantae; Streptophyta; Magnoliopsida; Solanales; Solanaceae. The record is from RefSeq and is a predicted model, not a curated record.
AUGUCUUUUACAAGAAGAAGUUGCAUUUCUGGGCUCUUUCUCUUGUUCUUAGCUCUUGCUUGUGAAGCGAAUUCCGGGUUUAUAGGAGUUAAAGAUUCUCAUUUUGAACUCAAUGGAUCCCCUUUUCUAUUCAAUGGUUUCAACUCAUAUUGGUUGAUGCAUGUUGCUGCUGAUCCUACUGAAAGAUACAAAGUCACUGAGGUUCUUAAAGAUGCUUCUACCGCUGGUCUUUCUGUUUGUCGUACUUGGGCUUUUAGUGAUGGAGGUGAUAGAGCAUUACAAAUAUCACCUGGUGUUUAUGAUGAACGUGUUUUUCAGGGCUUGGAUUUUGUGAUCACGAAACCUAAGAAAUAUGGUGUUCGUUUAAUAUUGAGCUUUGUAAAUCAAUGGAACGAUUUUGGAGGAAAAGCUCAAUAUGUUUUCAUUAUAUAG